Messenger RNA from Rubroshorea leprosula, 1253 nucleotides. The record is from the annotation of a GenBank genome assembly. NCBI's taxonomy places the organism in Eukaryota, Viridiplantae, Streptophyta, Magnoliopsida, Malvales, Dipterocarpaceae.
GUCUUCUGCGUCAUGUGGACAGAAUGCAAGAGGCACACUCCGUCGUCUCCGCCAAGAAUCCCUUCCCUCCAUUGUUCUUUUCCAGCAAACCCCAUUAUUUUCUCUCACUUUCUCGCCCCAGAAGCCUUCACUUUCUCGUCCUUUCCACCAAAACAAUCACUCCUCCUCUCAAACCCCACAAGGAAUUGCAGUCUGUAUCACCUUCUCCACUCUCCCCUCCCAGUACCCACUCCGACUUUGAGGAGAAAAUGCUCUAUUUAGACUCCAUGGGUCUCGAUUUCUUGUCUUUGAUUAACCACUACCCUCCGAUUACAACUACGUCUCUCUCUGACAUCAAAUCCACCGUUGAUUUCCUCGUUUCGAUGGACUUCACUGCGCUGGAGCUGCGUCGGAUGCUAUCCAUGUGCCCAGAAAUCCUCACGGCUCAGCCUUCUGCUAUUCUCCCCAUUUUCACCUUCCUCCUUCGGGAAGCCCGUGUCAACGGCUCUGAUAUUAAGAGGGUCAUCAACCGACGGCCCAGGUUGCUCGUUUGCGGCGUGGAAUCCCGGUUGCGCCCCACUCUGUACUUCCUCCAAAGCAUCGGGAUAGCCGAGGUAAACAAACACACUUCACUCCUCUCCUGCAGCGUCGAACAGAAACUUAUCCCUCGCAUUGAAUACUUCAAAAAAAUUGGCUUCUCUCGCCGGGAAACAGUGUCCAUGUUCCGUAGAUUUCCGCAGCUAUUCAAUUACAGCAUUAAGGAUAAUUACGAGCCCAAGUUGAAUUACUUUGUGGUGGAAAUGGGGAGGGACUUGAAGGAGCUAAAGGAGUUUCCCCAGUAUUUUUCAUUUAGUUUGGAGAACAGGAUAAAGCCUAGACACCAAUGUUGUGUGGAGAAUGGUGUUUGUUUUCCUCUACCUGCGUUGUUGAAGACCAGGGAUGCCCAAUUUCGGGAUAGAUUGGAAGUGUGUUGUAAUUCUAGCAUUCCCUUGAAGAAUUCUCCUUUGUGGUUUACAAAUUGUAAUAAUGAUUCAAUCGAGUUAGAAAGCUGAUUUCUUUAUCUUCUGUAUAAAAAUUUCGAAUUCGAUCCCAUGGAUAUCAAGAUUUGAGGUUUUGAUAUUGAUGGAGAUGAACUCUGCAUUUCAACAAAUAGAUAUAUAGAAUACAUUCUCAGGAUAGUCUUGCUCUAUGACGAUGGACAAGAAAUGAACUUGCACAUGAAAUUUUCUUGUUUCAGUUUCAGCAAAAUGAUAUAAUAAAGGUCAAAUAAUUAA